AUGAUGUCAGAACAGGAUUUGGCAGAUGUUGUUCAGAUUGCUGUUGAAGACCUGACUCCAGAUAACCCAGUUGUGUUGGAGAAUCAUGAAGUGACAGAUGAUGAUGUAGAACCUGCGCUGAAACGCCAACGUAUAGAAAUUAACUGCCAGGAUCCCUCUAUUAAGACAAUAUGCCUGCGGUUGGAUAGCAUUGAGGCAAAGUUGCUGGCACUAGAGGCUACCUGUAAAUCAUUGGAAGAGAAGUUGGAUCUUGUCAUGAACAAACAACACAGCCCCAUCCAAGUCCCCAUGGUGGCAGGUUCUCCUCUUGGCGCUACACAGACAUGCAAUAAAGUACGAUGUGUUGUCCCUCAGACAACAGUAAUACUGAACAAUGACCGGCAGAAUUCAAUUGUAGCCAAGAUGGUUGGGCAGGAAGAGCCUCUGAGCAGAGCAGCGGAUUCUCUGGAAAAUAUCCUUAGCAAUGCUGUUCCUGGACGUAGGCAGAACACCAUAGUGGUGAAAGUUCCUGGGCAUGACGACAGUCACAAUGAAGAUGGAGAGAGUGGCUCUGAGGCCAGUGACUCAGUUUCCAACAGUGGACAAAUAGGAAGCCAAAGUAUUGGGAACAACGUCACCCUUAUUACGCUGAACUCUGAAGAGGAUUACCCCAAUGGGACAUGGCUUGGAGAUGAAAAUAACCCUGAGAUGCGGGUGCGUUGCCCCAUCACGCCUGCUGACAUGCUGCACAUCAGCACGAACUGCCGCACAGCCGAGAAGAUGGCGCUGACAUUGCUUGAUUAUCUCUUCCAUCGGGAAAUUCAGGCCAUUUCCAACCUCUCAGGCCAGGGGAAGCAUGGGAAGAAGCAACUUGAUCCUCUCAUGAUUUAUGGAAUUCGCUGUCACCUAUUUUACAAAUUCGGGAUCACAGAAUCUGACUGGUACAGAAUCAAGCAAAGCAUAGACUCCAAAUGCCGAACAGCUUGGAGGCGGAAACAGCGAGGGCAGAGUCUUGCUGUGAAAAGCUUUUCAAGACGAACACCUUCAUCAUCAUCUUACAGUGGUUCAGAGGGUUCGCAGAGUUCAGUUACAGCUUCUAAUGAGAUCCAGCAGAACCAACCCCAAGCACUACACUAUGCACUAGCCAACGCUCAGCAGGUUCAGAUCCACCAAAUAGGAGAAGAUGGACAAGUCCAAGUAGGCCAUCUCCACAUAGCCCAGGUUCCUCAAGGCGAGCAAGUCCAAAUCACGCAGGACAGUGAGGGAAACCUGCAGAUACAUCAAGUUCAUGUGGGUCAAGAUGGGCAG
Nestor notabilis (Kea) is the source of this 1287-nucleotide messenger RNA. It is a transcript of the gene BANP, whose product is annotated as BTG3 associated nuclear protein. The transcript has 10 exons. The annotation marks the transcript as partial. Gene Ontology annotation, biological process: negative regulation of protein catabolic process; protein localization to nucleus. NCBI's taxonomy places the organism in Eukaryota, Metazoa, Chordata, Aves, Psittaciformes, Psittacidae. Gene Ontology annotation, molecular function: DNA binding. The record is from RefSeq and is a predicted model, not a curated record.